Messenger RNA from Malania oleifera, 471 nucleotides. RefSeq lists its product as uncharacterized. NCBI's taxonomy places the organism in Eukaryota, Viridiplantae, Streptophyta, Magnoliopsida, Santalales, Ximeniaceae. The coding region runs from base 1 to 471 and encodes 156 amino acids. The transcript has 2 exons. The record is from RefSeq and is a predicted model, not a curated record. Gene Ontology annotation, molecular function: nucleic acid binding; RNA-DNA hybrid ribonuclease activity.
AUGGAAUUUGAUUUCCCGAAUAAGGACAUCAAUUCGAUAAGCCAAAAAGAAGGGGACCACCGGGGAUGGAUGAUGUUGUUCGAUGGAGCAGUUAAUGUGCGUGGGCAUGGAAUAGGGGCUGUGCUCAUUUCACCAGAGGACAAGCAUUACUCGGUCGCAGCCAAACUCACCUUUCCUUGUACCAACAACAUAGUGGACUAUGAAGUGUGCAUAUUGGGGUUGCAAGUUGCCAUAGAUAGAGGAAUCAAGGAAUUGGCCAUGAAGGGAGACUCAGCCUUGUUUGGCCACCUACAAAGGGAAAAAAUUUUGAUUCCUGAUGCAUUGGCCACAUUAGCAACUUUGUUUAAAGUUGAUGUGGGAGUAGAGGUUGAACCAAUUCGUAUAAGGGUGCAAUCAGACCUAGCAUACUGUGCCGUGAUGGAGGAAAUCGAUGGGAAACCCUGGUUCCAUGAUAUCAAGACUUACAUUUAA